AUUGGCUGCAAUGCUGUUAGCUGGGCCCCUGCAGUUGUACCAGGAAGCCUUAUAGAACCGCCAUCAAGCCAAAAACCAAACUACAUUAAGCGUUUUGCAUCAGGCGGCUGUGAUAACCUUAUCAAGAUUUGGAAGUAAGUUGUCCUGACAAAUUUACCUAAAGUCUUCCUAUAUGACAGACCUUUCUUUGUAUUUCCUCUUUUCAACCUCCCCCCACCCACACUCCUUCCAAGGUAUUAAAAUUGCUUAAAAGGCUUUAUUUCUGACUCUAACCUCGCUCACUUUCAUUCCAAUGUGUGCAUCUGUGCUUGCACUUCCAUGUCUUGGAGCCCAAAUGGCUUUAUCUGGAGUUUCAAACAGCAGCUGUCUUCUGAAGAGACUUACAAAAAAUUACCUCCAUAUUCACAGGCAGCUUCAAAUAUGGCAUGGGAAGCUGCUGUUUAAAACAGAAAGUCCUGCAAAACCCUUAUGUUAUCAUUGAAGUGGGUUGUUGGAACAAGGCUUUAUGAAAUUCUUCUCCUUUAUGUAUCUUGGGUAUAGGAUCAGCCCGUUAUUUGUAGUGUUGUAGUGUUGCUUUGACAGAAUGGCUGUCCCAGCUUUAGGUUUUUGCUCUUGUUUUGUGGAAGGUUAGCUUUUUUAUUGUUAUUACUGUUAUUAUUUAAAUUUAUAUAGUCAUCCAUAGAUCUCGGCAUUUCACAACAUAAAAUUACUAUAUAAAGAGCACAAAAUACCUAAUUAAAUAUAAGAACGAAAACAAACCAAGAACCUCCCCCCAUCCCAUGAUACAUUUAAAAGGACAUGGGAUGUCAAUCAGCCAAAGGCCUGCUUGAAGAAAAACUUUUUACCUGGUGCCUAAAGGUGUAUAAUGAAUGCGCAAGCCGAACCUCCUUGGGGAGAGCAUUCCACAAACAGGGAGUCACUGUAAAAGGGGCUUGUUUUCAUAUUGCCACCCUCCAGUCCUCUCAUGGAAGGAAGCACAUGAAAAAGGGCCUCAGAGGAUGAUCUCAGGGUCUGAGCAGGUUCAUAUGGAGAGAGGCAGUCCUUGAGUUAUUGUGGUCCUGAGCCGUUUAAGGCAUUAUAGGUUAAAACCAACACUUUAAAUUGGGCCCAGAUAACUGGCAGCCAGUAUUACAACACUAAGCUUCUGCAUGGGAAAUACAAUGAGAAUAUGUUUUGUUUUGCUCUUUCUAAAUUUGCACCUUUCUCCCUCGAAUCCUGCCAGAGAAGAAGAUGGCCAGUGGAAAGAAGAACAAAAACUUGAAGCUCACAGUGACUGGGUCAGAGAUGUAGCCUGGGCCCCCUCCAUAGGCUUGCCAACAAGUACUAUCGCCAGCUGCUCACAG
Messenger RNA from Podarcis lilfordi (Lilford's wall lizard), 1343 nucleotides. NCBI's taxonomy places the organism in Eukaryota, Metazoa, Chordata, Lepidosauria, Squamata, Lacertidae. The record is from the annotation of a GenBank genome assembly.